AUGCGUUUCAACUACAUCUUUGCCCUCCUUUCCCUUGGAGGUGUUGCUAUUGCGGCUCCUGUUGCCGCCGAGGCCGAAGCCGCUGCAGCUGAGGGUGGUAUCGGUUCUGGAAGUGGUUUUGGUCUCGGAAUUGGUAGUGGCAGCGGCGGCGGUGGCGGUCUUGGUGCCGGCUAUGGAAGUGGAGGUGGACUCGGUGCCGGUGCUGGUAGCGGCUAUGGCAGUGGAAGUGGAAUUGGUGCUGGAGGCGGUUCGGGUUCAGGCUUCGGCUUGGGCGCUGGUGGCGGUGGUGGCAUUGGCAUCGGCAUUGGAGAGGGCUCUGGGGAAGGUGGUGGUGCUGGCUACGGAGAAGGGUCUGGAGCUGGCUUUCGCAAGUAA
This is a messenger RNA of Penicillium angulare, 375 nucleotides long. RefSeq lists its product as uncharacterized. The transcript is spliced from 2 exons. NCBI's taxonomy places the organism in Eukaryota, Fungi, Ascomycota, Eurotiomycetes, Eurotiales, Aspergillaceae. Bases 1 to 375 code for a protein of 124 amino acids. The record is from RefSeq and is a predicted model, not a curated record.